Molecule: messenger RNA, 1374 nt
Organism: Symbiodinium sp. CCMP2456
Lineage: Eukaryota; Dinophyceae; Suessiales; Symbiodiniaceae
Source: the annotation of a GenBank genome assembly
AUGGCACAUCGGCUGCGUCGCCUCUGCGAUCAGGUGGCCCCUGCGCCCUGCAGCACAUCGGCGGCAAGCGCUUCAGGGCCACCUGCGACCGGCUCCAUUGCCGGUUCGGUGGUGGUGACACUGGUGGCGGCGGGCAACAGCGGUCACGUUUGUGCUGCCUUGAUCAACGGCAACACGGGAGGCCGCGUCAAGGUGCAGCUGCUCACGAGUCGACCCGAGCUCUUUUCCAACUUGCGACCGCUGGUGCAUUUUCCUGACGGUCAGACUCAGGAGGGCGUCCUCCAUCGCGUCUCCCGCAAUCCGGCCGAGCUCAUUCCGAACUCCGACAUCGUCCUUUGGACUGGGCCGGUGACCAGCACGAAGGAAGUCUUCGAGAACCUGCGGCCGUACCUGGAUCCGCAGAAGACUUGCAUUGGCACGAUCUUCGCGCAAGGCCUCGUGCAUGUCUUGGCCCAGCGCACCUUCGGGCCCAGCAUUCGCUUCUUCGCCUUGCGCAACAUCCCCUGGCUCUGCCGGGUGGUGAAGGUUGGUGCGGAGUGUGAGAUUGUCGGAGCCAAGAGCAGCAUUGGUGUGAUGACAAUGAACCUUACCAAAGAGUGGGUCAAGGCAGAGCUGGAACCGCUCUUCCUCGUCAAGAAGAUGGGGAAGCAUGAACCGGUCAUCGAGCUGCUUCCAGACUUCUGCCCGAUCGUUUUCAACCCAGCGAACCAGAUCAUCCAUCCCGCCCGCUACUGGGCCAUGUUCCGAAACUGGAACGGCCAGCCUCUUCCCAAGGACAUGGAGCCGCCUGAGUGGCUCUACAGGGAUAUGGACGAGACCGCUGGACAGGUGUUGGAAGUGCUCGAUGAGGAGCUGCAGCACCUCAAGGAUGCCUUCCACCAGGCAACGGGCGCCGAAGGCUGCCAACAUGUCAUUCCCUUGGCCACGCGCCUGCUGGAGCAGUACGGCGACCAGAUUGCCGACAAGUCCACUAUGGCCAAGAUGGUCGGCACCAACAAGGCCUACUCUAUGGCAAGGACACCCGUUCUACGAAGCAAGGCUGGAGUCAUGCCACAUCCCACGCACCGCGUGGUCACAGAUGACAUCGGCUGGGGCCUAUGUGUCUUGGUGUCCAUCGCCGAGCGCCUGCAGGUCCUUGGCUUCCCGACUCCGACCACCAUGAUGCGGAUGCUCAUCGAGUGGCACCAGAAGCUGAUGGGCAAGGAGUACCUCUACAACGGUCAGCUGCGUGGGCGAGACUGCACGGAGUUGGUGCUGCUGGGUCCUGGGGACGACCUCGUGCUCGUGGCCAAGGGAGUCGAAGGUGGCCGCUCGGACCAUUGGAUCUCCACCGCCGACGAGCAGGCUAUGGAGCCGCGCUACGGCAAUCCCUGA